This is a messenger RNA of Callorhinchus milii (elephant shark), 1299 nucleotides long. RefSeq lists its product as uncharacterized. The record is from RefSeq and is a predicted model, not a curated record. The transcript is spliced from 9 exons. Bases 1 to 1299 code for a protein of 432 amino acids. NCBI's taxonomy places the organism in Eukaryota, Metazoa, Chordata, Chondrichthyes, Chimaeriformes, Callorhinchidae.
AUGGCCGACAAUGAAGCAAAGGAGAAGCACUGGAGGGUGCGCUGCAGAAUGAAACAGCUCUCUACCACCCUGGAUGAGACCACGUGCAAGAUGGUCAUCUGUCAGCACCCCAUGUGCUGGGAGUCCAUCAGAAGACUGGAAAAAGGCCUCCCUCGCUUUGCUUUCAAAUCGUUUAAAGCCAGCCAGAGACCCACUCACAUAACCAAAGGUGACCUGCCGAUGCUGAAAGUCUUGCAGUUCCCCCAUUGGGAGGACCUGGAGACUCUCUGUGAGCUGAGGGAGAUGCAGAAUGCGAAAAGGGCUGUGUUGUUCACUCCCACCUCUCGUCACCAAGACAAUAUCCGUUAUAGUAUCCCGCGCACUGACUGUCAGUUUGAUAUCGCUUCAGAUGACAGUUGGGACAUUACGCGCCAGCAUCGUGUCAUGACCUCUCCCCACUCCCACGAGGCACACAUGAGAAGCAAGAGUACGUCACCCACUGAGCUCAAGAAGAUUGAUGUUGUGGAGGUGGAGAUUGAAGAUCAAAAGCCCCAGAGCCUGGCGGAGGCCGAAACCAUCCUGGUCUGGGUGCCAAACCGUCAGUUCAGGAAAGAGUGGCAGAGCGAUUGGCCUCGAGAAAAGAAAGCCCCACCAUUGCUGUCAGUAAAGGACAUUGUCUUCCAGCUUCAGCAGCCUGAAGACCUUGGGGGGCCAGGAGGAGAGACAAAGAGCAAGUCGACAGUGAAAAGUAAAUCGUUGAAUAAAGUCCCAACCGGAGGCCGGCCAUAUACCUUACACACCUUGCAACAGCCGUGUAGCAAUCAAAUUUCCCCCCGGCAGCUCAUGUGGAGUGAGGAGAAUGCCACACCAACAGAGCUACAGCUCACAGCGAGAUCAGCGGAGACAAAAUCCCCCGUGGUUCAAGCUCCUCAGAGUUUGCCGCUGAGUGGACGCGUGUCGGGCAAAAGCCCAACAGAUUUGCUCCCACCAGAGCCUUCAACAUGCGCAGCUGCAGUUCCUGUCUCUACGCCGGAGCCGGCGGUUCCGAUCUUGCUCGCUCCCACCCACACCAGAGUCACCCUGCACAGCAUCAAGGAGAAGCAGCAGCACAUCACCUGUGCUCUAACCUACAAAGGUGCUUACAGAAUGGAUGAGAAGGUCGGGAAGCAGGACACCAUUGACCAUGAGAGGAUGAAGAAGCAGCCCUACCUCUGGAAGAAGUACAUACAGAAACAUGGUCCCAAGCCCUGCAAAGAGGCACCUGGUAACUGCAGCCCCCUCCCCUGCUCCCCCAGCCCCUCUUCUGCUCGGCACUUAUAA